AUGGUUACGGCACCAAAAGCUGGGGAAACGUUGCAAAUGUACCUAGCAGCCUCCGAAGAAACAAUAAGUGCGGUGUUAGUGGCUAACAGAAAGGAAGGUCAGCAGCCAAUAUACUAUGUCAGCAGGGUAUUGCAAGGCCCAGAAGUAAGGUAUCCAGAAAUCGAAAAAUUAGCACUAGCGCUCAUUCAUGCAGCCAGAAGGCUACGACGCUAUUUCCAGGCGCAUCCGAUAGAGGUGCUCACUGAUAAACCGAUAAGACAAGUCUUGACAAAGCCAGAAGUCUCAGGAAGACUGGCGAAAUGGGCGAUAGAAUUGGGAGAGCAUGAAGUAGAAUUCAGACCGAGGAAUUCGGUGAAAGGCCAAAUCCUCGCAGAUUUUUUAGCAGAAACCCCACCUCAAAGGUGCGGCGAGAAACGCAAGAUGUUACCGCAAGCUAAAAAAGCAGAAGUCGGAAGAGAGGAACAACACCAAGAAACUUGGAAAUUAUUCACGGACGGAGCCUCAAGUGCCGAUGGCUCCGGAGCCGGUUUGAUCUUAACCAAUCCAGUUGGGCAAGAAUUCACGUAUGCGUUACGUGUCGAAUUCAAAGCUUCGAAUAAUGUGGCAGAAUAUGAAGCAUUGUUGGCUGGUCUUAGAAUCGCCAAAGAAAUGAAAGUUGAGCACUUAAAUGCUUGUGUAGAUUCCCAAAUCGUUGCCUUCCAAGUUGAUGGGACAUAUGAGGCCAAAGAGCCGAUUAUGAAGAAUAAGUUGGCCUCUACUUCCUUCGCGCACCUCACGAAGGAAGUCUUGGUGGAAACAUUAGCAAAAAGCUCAAUUGAAGCAGAAGUCCUUACCGCGGCCAUCGAGGAAGAAGGAGAUACCUGGAUGAGUCCCAUAGUGGAAUACCUAACAAGUGGAAUACUCCCGGAAGAUAGAGACCAGGCCAGAAAGAUAAGAGUCAAGGCACCUCAUUAUGUGCUCAGAGAAGAAGGUUUAUACCGAAAAUCAUACAUGGGUCCCUUGUUGAGAUGUAUAGGCCCAAGACAAGCCGUCAAAGUAAUCAGAGAAAUACACCAUGGAGCCUGCGGCUUACAUUCCGGAGCAAGAAUGGUAGUUGCAAAGAUAAUCACGAUGGGUUACUAUUGGCCCUCCAUGCACAGAGACACAGUAGCAGAAAUUCAAAAAUGUGAUUCAUGUCAAAUACAUGCUGCAACUCCAAAAGCACCCAAGAAUGAACUCAUUCCAGUAACAUCAGCAUGGCCGUUCUCGAAAUUGGGAAUUGACAUCGUGGGACCUUUCCCACCAGCAUCAGGAAAAGUUAAGUUUUUAGUAGUGGCAAUUGAUUACUUUACAAAAUGGGUAGAAGCAAAACCCUUAGCCACCAUCUCCGGAAAAAACAUGGAAAAGUUUGUGUGGGAACAAAUCAUAACAAGGUUUGGGAUCCCUAAGACAAUAGUCAGUGAUAACGGCAAACAAUUUUGCCAAGGUGUUUUCCCAACCUUUUGCAGGAAUUUAGAAAUCCAACAAUGCUUCACAUCCGUGGCCCAUCCACAAGCCAACGGACAGGUGGAAGUAACAAACAAGCAAAUCGUGCACGGGAUAAAGACAAGACUAGGAAGGAGCCAAAUUGGUUCGGUAGAAAAGCUUCAUCAGGUUUUAUAG
This is a messenger RNA of Erigeron canadensis, 1641 nucleotides long. RefSeq lists its product as uncharacterized. Gene Ontology annotation, biological process: DNA integration. Gene Ontology annotation, molecular function: nucleic acid binding; RNA-DNA hybrid ribonuclease activity. Lineage: Eukaryota; Viridiplantae; Streptophyta; Magnoliopsida; Asterales; Asteraceae. The coding region runs from base 1 to 1641 and encodes 546 amino acids. The transcript is spliced from 2 exons. The record is from RefSeq and is a predicted model, not a curated record.